Molecule: messenger RNA, 10431 nt
Organism: Pristis pectinata (smalltooth sawfish)
Lineage: Eukaryota; Metazoa; Chordata; Chondrichthyes; Rhinopristiformes; Pristidae
Gene: pds5b
Product: PDS5 cohesin associated factor B
Exons: 39
Coding region: 945-5318 (1457 amino acids)
Biological process (GO): mitotic sister chromatid cohesion; DNA repair
Cellular component (GO): nucleus; chromatin
Molecular function (GO): DNA binding
Source: RefSeq, a predicted model, not a curated record
UUCGACGUUUGGAGAUGCUCUUGCUUCAGUUUUCUAGCGAAGUGGCACGAAUCAUAAAGUUCCUACGGCUAAACUUUUAUUAAUGUUGUAUAAUAAAAAGCAUGCACGGUAACAGUUAACAGGCCAUUCGCUUAUUUCGUGAUUAGCAGUGUAUUGUUUCAUAUCCCAAGUCGUGCUACAAUUCUCUAUUCACACCCAUAAUUUGCAGGGGGAGUGCAUGGUUGUUGGCGACCUCACUCCCUUUUUUUCUAUCCUGCUCCCUCCCAAAACAUAUCUGCACACCAGGAAGGGCUCUCAGUAACUCGCGUCGCUACCCGUGCAGCACUGCCUCAGUGAACGAGCUUCGGCGCGCCGUGCGAUUCACUUAUCUGUUGACAGCGUCUCCCGCCUCCCGCUCUUCUCCACCUCCCAUUCCUCCUCUCUGACACCCCCACCCCCCUCCUUCUCCUCCUCCUCCCAAACCGGCUCAUCGCCGCUGUCGUUCAUUGGUGCAGCCCGAGACAAAUUGGCGCCAUUUUGAAGCGUUCCGGGGGUAGGCGGCAGCGGCGCGGCGAGGACUGGGUUUUGACACGGGUGAGUGCGGGGCAGAAGGCUGGGGAGGAGAGCUGCCAUGGUGUGAUUUUUGGACUUGGUUCUCUGGAUCGUCAGUACAGGCUUCUGGAUUCCUAGUCUGGGGCAGCAUGGUGGCAUAGCGGUUAGCGCGACGCUAUUACAGCGCCAGCGAUCGGGGUUUGAUUCCUGUCGCUGACUGUAAGGAGUUUGUACGUUCUCCCGUGUCUGCGUGGGAUUCCUCCGGGUGCUCCGGCUUCCUCCCACAUUGCAAAGACGUACGGAUUUGCAAUACUGCCCUAUCUUCCAGUUGAGUUUCAAAAUAACAAAAAAGGAAAAGGGCCUGAAGCAAAAGUUUGGGCACCCUGCAUGGUGAGGAAACGUGAACUUUUAUCAUGGCUCACACGAAGCCCAAGGCCAAUGACGGAAAGAUUAUAUACCCACCCGGGGUUAAAGAAAUCUCUGACAAAAUAUCUAAGGAAGAAAUGGUUCGAAGACUAAAGAUGGUUGUAAAAACCUUCAUGGACAUGGACCAAGAUUCAGAGGACGAGAAGGAGUUGUACCUCAAUUUGGCAUUACAUCUUGCUUCUGAUUUUUUCCUUAAACAUCCUGAUAAGGAUGUGCGACUGCUGGUUGCCUGCUGCUUGGCUGAUAUUUUUAGAAUCUAUGCCCCAGAGGCACCCUACACAUCGCCAGAUAAACUUAAGGAUAUUUUUAUGUUCAUAACUAGACAACUAAAGGGACUGGAAGAUACAAAAAGUGCACAGUUUAACAGAUACUUCUAUUUACUUGAGAAUAUUGCCUGGGUAAAGUCAUAUAACAUCUGCUUUGAACUGGAGGAUAGCAAUGAUAUCUUCACUCAGUUGUACAGAACACUUUUUCAAGUAAUAAACAAUGGCCAUAACCAAAAAGUUCACAUGCACAUGGUGGAUCUGAUGAGUUCCAUUGUUUGUGAAGGGGACACUGUUUCUCAGGAACUUUUGGAUACUGUUCUUGUCAACCUUGUACCAGCUCAUAAGAAUCUAAACAAGCAAGCAUAUGAUUUAGCAAAAGCUCUAUUGAAAAGAACUGCUCAAGCAGUUGAACCAUAUAUUACAAAUUUUUUUAACCAGGUUUUAAUGCUGGGCAAGACCUCCAUCAGUGAUCUAUCAGAGCAUGUCUUUGACCUGAUCCUUGAGCUCUACAAUAUUGAUAGUCAUCUGUUGCUUUCUGUUUUACCACAGCUGGAAUUUAAACUUAAGAGCAAUGAUAAUGAAGAACGUUUAGCAGUUGUUAAGCUGCUGGCAAAAAUGUUUGGAGCAAAAGAUUCUGAAUUGGCAUCCCAGAACAAACCAUUGUGGCAGUGUUACUUGGGAAGAUUCAAUGACAUCCAUGUUCCUAUCCGUCUUGAAUGUGUGAAGUUUGCAAGCCACUGUCUUAUGAACCAUCCGGAUUUAGCAAAAGACCUUACUGAGUUUCUCAAAGUCAGAUCACAUGAUCCUGAAGAAGCGAUAAGACAUGAUGUCAUUGUAUCCAUUGUAACUGCUGCUAAAAAGGAUCUCUCACUUGUUAAUGACCAGCUGCUAAACUUUGUAAGAGAGAGGACAUUAGACAAACGGUGGAGAGUAAGAAGAGAAGCUAUGAUGGGGCUGGCACAGAUCUAUAAAAAGUAUUGUUUACAAGCCGAGGCAGGAAAAGAGGCUUCCAAACAGAUUUCAUGGAUUAAGGACAAACUUCUGCAUAUAUACUAUCAAAACAGCAUUGAUGACAAAUUACUUGUUGAACGGAUAUUUGCACAGUAUAUGGUGCCUCACAAUUUGGAGACUUCAGAAAGGAUGAAGUGUUUGUACUAUCUUUAUGCAACCCUGGACACCAAUGCUGUGAAGGCAUUAAACGAAAUGUGGAAGUGUCAGAACAUGCUGAGACAUCAUGUACGCGACUUGCUUGAUUUGCACAAACAACAAAAAUCUGAUCCCACUGAUAAAGCCAUAUUCUCAAAAGUGAUGAUCAUUGCCAAAAACUUGCCUGAUCCAGGAAAAGCCCAGGACUUCAUGAAGAAAUUUGAUCAAUUUUUAGAAGAGGAUGAACGAAUCAGAUCUCAACUGGAUGUGCUUGUUAGUCCAAACUGUUCCUGCAAGCAAGCAGAAGGAUGUGUGCGUGAAAUCACCCGAAAGUUAAGUAACCCUAAACAACCUACAAACCCGUUUUUGGAAAUGGUGAAGUUUCUCCUGGAGAGGAUAGCACCUGUCCAUAUAGACACUGAAUCCAUUAGCGCAUUAAUCAAACAAAUUAAUAAAUCCAUCGAUGGUACAGCUGAUGAUGAAGAGGAGGGUGUGCCAACUGAUGAAGCAAUUCGAGCAGGCCUUGAAUUGCUUAAGGUGUUAUCAUUCACUCAUUCAAUCUCUUUUCACUCUGCGGAAACAUUUGAAUCCCUCCUGCAGUGUUUGAAAAUGGAUGAUGAAAAGGUAGCAGAAGCUGCUUUACAAAUCUUCCGAAAUACUGGGCAGAAAAUUGAAGAUGACUUUCCUCACAUCAGAUCCGCUUUGUUACCAGUACUGCAACAGAAGGCCAAGAAAGGCACUGCUCGACAAGCCAAGCAUGCCAUUCACUGCAUUCAUGCAAUAUUCUCCAGCAAAGAGACACAGUUUGCACAAAUAUUUGAGCCUUUACACAAGAGUUUGGAUCCUAGCAACCCAGAGCAGCUCAUAACGCCUUUGAUUUCAAUUGGGCAUAUAGCUAUGCUGGCUCCAGAACAGUUUUCUGCACCUCUGAAAUCCCUGGUGGCUGGUUUUGUUGUGAAAGAUUUGUUAAUGAAUGACCGGUUCCCAGUAAAGAAAACAACAAAGCUUUGGGUGCCAGAUGAUGAAGUAUGUCCAGAGACACUGACAAAAAUACAGGCCAUGAAGAUGAUGGUACGGUGGUUGAUGGGAAUGAGGACCAACGCUAAUAAAUCAGGGACCUCUACCUUGAGACUGCUAACUGCAAUAUUACAUAGUGAUGGUGACCUGACAGAACAGGGGAAAAUUAGCAAGCCCGAUAUGUCACGCCUGCGCCUGGCUGCUGGUUGUGCAGUUUUGAAGCUAGCACAGGAGCCAUGUUACUAUGAAAUCAUCACCCUGGAACAGUUUCAGUUAUGUGCACUGGUAAUGAAUGAUGAAUGUUAUCAAGUGAGGCAGAUAUUUGCACAGAAACUCAACAAAGGACUUGCCAAGCUACGACUACCACUGGAGUAUAUGGCAAUUUUUUCACUGUGUGCAAAGGACCCAGCAAAAGAAAGAAGAGCACAUGCCAGGCAAUGCCUAGUGAAAAAUAUCAAUAUUAGGAGGGAAUAUCUGAAGCAGCAUGCAGCAGUGAGUGAAAAGUUGUUAUCAUUGCUGCCUGAGUAUGCUGUUCCGUACACAAUUCACCUUCUUGCUCAUGAUCCAGAUUAUGUAAAGGUACAGGAUAUUGAACAGCUGAAGGACAUUAAAGAAUGCUUAUGGUUCAUGCUUGAAAUCCUGAUGGCUAAAAAUGAAAAUAACAGUCAUGCUUUUAUUAGGAAAAUGGUAGAAAAUAUAAAACAGACAAAAGAUGUCCAAGGACCAGAUGAUCCAAAGAUGAAUGAGAAAUUAUACACAGUUUGUGAUGUUGCAAUGAACAUCAUCAUUUCUAAAAGUACUACAUAUAGCUUGGAGUCUCCCAAGGACCCAGUCCUCCCUGCUAAAUAUUUCACUCAUCCUGAUAAGAAUUUCAACAACAGCAAAAAUUAUCUGCCUUCAGAAAUGAAAGCUUUUUUCACACCUGGAAAGCCGAAGGCAACAAAUGUUCUUGGUGCAGUAAAUAAGCCUCUGUCUUCAGCUGGAAAACAGGCACAGACCAAGUCAUCGCGGAUGGAGACUAUGAGUAAUGCCAGCAGCAAUUCUAAUCCCAGUUCUCCUGGAAGAAGUAAAGGAAGGCUGGAUAGCUCUGAAAUCGAUCACAGUGAAAAUGAAGACAUCACAGUAAUGAAGAAUCCCCCUCUUCAAGCAAAGAAAAUGGAAAAGAGGGAAGACUCGGACCAUCUGAGGUCAGAAACCGAUAAACCUAGAGGACGAAAGAAAGGAUCCUCUGCAAUUUCAUUAGAUCAAGAGGAUAGAUCAAGUGUAGAACUUCUGGAUCAGGUGAAACCUGCUAAAGCAAGUCAACGUGGCCGAAAAAGAGCUGCACAUACCUCUGAAUCAGAUGAACAGCAGUGGCCAGAAGAGAAAAGAUCAAAAGAAGACCUCUUGGAGAAUGAAGAUGAACAGAAUAGUCCACCAAAGAAAACGAGGAGAGGGCGUCCACCCAAAGCUGCUAAUGAGGAACUCUCAAAGGGAGAGACCCAAGGGAAAGGAGGCAAAAGGAGUAAGAAGAGGCCAGUAUCAGCAGAUGAAGAAGAUGGUGAUGGAGAUAAUGAAAACAAAGAACAGAAGCAAAAAAGAAUGAGGCAGCCAAGAACACCCAAAAAAUCCCAGCAAAGAAUAGAAACUCCAGAAUCUGAUGUGAAUGACUCUCUAUCUACGGAAUCAACACCACAGAAGAAACGAGGAAGGCCACCCAAGACCCCACCUACAUCUCAAUCACAACCAAAGAAAAAUUUUCGGGGAGGAAGAUCAAGACAAGCUGCCAGUAGAGAGAAUGAUUCUUCAGAAAUGGAUUCACGUCAUGAUAGUUCAUUGGAGAAUAUGGAUAUUUCCCAGGAAGGCUCAAUGGAUGGAGUGAACGCAGAAGAGGAAAAUGAAUUAAGUACACUGAGGGUGCGACGCAAGCCCAACAAAAGGGAAAGAAGAUGAAAAGUAAAUAUUUUCUGUUUGCAUUGGAGCUUGACAAUUGUACUGUACAGCUCAAGGCAGGACACAGUGUAACAGAUAAUUGGUUGUUAAAGAAGGCAUCUUGUAUCUAUUACCCUUGCAUCUGCAGUCCUAAGGUCACAAGCUUUUGGCAAACACAUCAAUUCAUUAAUUGUGGGUUGUCGUGCAUUGUGAUGUGUGCUGACUACAAUGUACUGACUUUAUAGAAAGAUUGAAAUAAAUGAUAUUGUAAAUAUUUUUUUUAAUGUUUUGAUUGAAAAUGUGCUUGUAUAGCUUUUAAAUUACAGCUUUAAAUCACCAACACAACUGUGUAUUAAAUGUGUAGGUGAAGAAAGUUGGUUACAAUGAACGUUGACAACUGAAGCAAUACUUAAUAAUUGUACCUUCUGUGGCAUCCUUUUGAGAAGGGACUGGUUCUUAGAAAGAACAAAUGCAUAUUGCAAUUUCCUGCAGCACAUACUUCUGUGGUUAGAUUUGUUGGAAAGUCACUUUUUCUAAAUCCCUUGAGUGUAUGAUUAUAUCUACUUGUUUCUGUAACCAGCUCUGUUGCUUCUGCUUUCCACCACUGAAGUUGUUGGACAGGAAGUCCUCAGUUGUAUAAAAUGUGAAGUCAGCUAAAAAUGCUUAUGGCAUUUUACUUGUCAGUAUUAAUGCCAGAACUGUCUAGAAAUUUAGAUAAAAUUGGAAAAAUAAAAGGGUUUUAGUUAAAAUAUUUUAAUACUGAUGGUGUAUUAGUCAUUCAAAUUGUACACCUUUAGUUACCUUCCCUGUCAAAUUUGUAUCACUCUACUGUAUCAAUAAAAUUCUGUAACUGAGUUUGCCUUGUUAUAGUGGAAAAAAAACUUGUGUAUUUUGAAGGAUAAUCCUCCCUAAGUUAUGGUUCCCAAGAGUUAGAUCAUGUUAAAAGUUGUUCAUUGUGGUAUGUGAUUAAUGAGACAAGGAGCCUUUCUGCAUUGUAACAACUGUUCUGCUCUGCUUGAAAUGCACUUGAUAUAUCGUAAAAAAAAAUGCCUGCAAUAAUAUUCUCCUUGUUGAUUUUUAUUUCUGUAUUGUCAAUCUGUACCAAAAUUUGGGUUUAAUCAGAUUAAAAUUAUUUUGUUUUACAAAGGUAGCUAUUUGAGUUACUGGAGAGAAAUUGUCAGCUAUAGUGAAAUUUUGCUUGUGUCUUGAACUGCACAAAGUUGAUGUAAGCUGCUGCUAGAAAUAUGCUUCAGGAUUUGAUCUAUCGAAGUUCAGUUCAAUCAUUUAAACAGGUUCUCGUAUUCAUUAUGUCCUUAUUAAUGUGAUAAAGAAGUUAGCACAUUGUAUAGCACAAGUUUCAGUGUAUAUAUUUCUCAGCUAUAAAAAUUGCCUGCACAGAGUGUAAAUCAAUGUUGAGGUUUUUGUUAUUACAACUAAAGUAUCUUGAAAUAGCAGCAUCAGUUUUAUAAACUGUAGUCGUGGCUUUUCUGUGCUGGCUGUUUAUGUGUUAUUUUGAGCAAGUUGCUGCUUGGUUGUAGUGCCAAAAUUGUAACCACAUAUCCAGUGAAAAGUCUUUGCAGGCUUCUUGAACUAUUAAUAAGACUGGUUAUUUUAAAUACAUGCUAAAGAUGGUAGGGAUAUCCAUUUUCUGGUAAUACUAAUGGAUCUACGCUAACAUAGUGCAAUACUGAAAUUCUGUAGGACCAGCAAGAGUUUUCUAUUAAGUAUGAUGAAAUCAAAGUAAACUCUGCAUGAAUAUAAUAUCCAGGUUCAUAAAUAGGUGGUCCUGCUGCAAUAUUUGGCACAGUGGACUGAUAAUUUUUGUGUCCUUUUCUAAAAAAAAAGGAAUUAAAGCUGAAUAAUAUAGCUAGGGUCUCUACUGUAGUAUAUUUUGUAUGUGCUAUUGCUUCUGCCUUCUUGUAUCUUAUUCGUCCCUAAAGUGCUUCAUUUGCAAUGUAUGUUUCAUUAUAUACUGUUGUUUCCCUGAAAAUGACUUCUUCAGAUAUUCAUUAUCAACUGUAAAGCAUUUGGGGGCAUCCAGCAAAACUGAAGAUAUCAAUGCAAGUUCAUCUUUCCUCCUAUGUUGUUUCAAGAGAGUCUGAGAUUUGUAAUUGUUGGAUUGCAGCAUUUAUAUAUGGAUUUUCUUAUUGGAUGCCACUAUCUAGCAUUCAUUAUUAGUUGUUACAAUUGUUAGACUACUUCACCUCCUCAUAACAAUUGCACUGGGAAAAGGGUGCUUUGAAUUCUUCUGUCUCUUUCUGCCCAAGUAGAAGAGCCAUGAUACACCAUAGAAAAAAUACAUAAAUUGCAAUUGAAUAAGAAUCAUGAAACAUUACCAGAAGACUGGAUAGGCUGGAUUUGCAGACUGGAAAGACUGAGUUUGUUUUCUUUGGAGCAAAGGCAUCUGAGGGUGGACCUAAUAGAGAUAUACAAAAUUAUGCGAGAAAUAGAUAUUUCAUUUCCCAGUAGCAGGGGUGUCUAAAACCAGAGGGUAUAGGCUUAGGAUAAGCAAUAAUUGGUUUAAAGGAGAUUUAAGAAGGAACUUUUCUCACCCAGAGGGUGGUUGGAAUCUGGAACGCAUGGCCUGGGAGGGUGGUAAAGACUGGAUAAAGAAACAUUUAAGAAGGAUCCAGACGAGCACUUGAAUUGGCAAGCCAAAGAAGGCUAUAUAGCAAGUGCUGGAAAAGAGGUUAGUAUAGAUAGGUACUUGAUGGUCAGAAUGGACACAGAGGGCCAACCCAAACUCUCUCUAAGUAGAGUUAAUGCAGUGCUUAUCAGAGAAAUGUACCAUACCAGAUGUUACACCUGUGAUAUCCUGUGCAAGUCUCAAAAUCCUAUGUGGUUAUUUCAACCAAGACAGUCCUGUUGUUUACCUAAUAAUCUUGAACAGUUUUCUAUUAAUCCAAAGUCAAUUUUAUACAACUGGUUCUGCUACAAAUACUUUCUGGAUUCCAUCACAUAAAUAUUCUCAAGUUGUCUGAUCAUCCUUCUUUCUUACAAAUUCAUAUUGCUCUAAACCUAAUAGUGUGUGAUGUCACAAAACAGCUAAGAGAACUGGAUACAGCGAAGGUUGUACGAGCAGAUAUUGUCCCAGCAGUAGUACUGAAAACCUGUGUUUCAGAACGAGCUGUCCUCAAGCCAUGUGGUUCUGGUACUGUUAUACUGGCAUCUACCUGAUAAUGUGGAAAAUUGACCAAGCAUGUCUAGUUCACAAAAAAAAUAGAACAAAUGAAGUCUGGCUAAUUACUACCCAAUCAGUCUAUUCUUCAGUCAUCAGCAAAGUGCUGUAAGGUUUCAUUUUCAGUGCUAUCAAGCAAAACUUUAUCACCAAUAAUUACCAGUGCCGAGUUUGGGCUUCCCAGAUUUGCUUACCAGUGCCGAGUUUGGGCUUUGCCAGGAAUACCCACAGCUUUAGUCUAGGCUUGGACUAAAGAGCUGAAUUCCCAGAGGUGAGGAGAGAAAGACUGCCUUGACAUUUGAAGCAGUGUCUGGCUGAAUAUGAGGGCAAGGAGCCCUGGUAAAAACUAAAGUUAAUGAGCAUCAAAGGGAAAACAUACUAUUAGCUCACACAAAGAAAGCUAGAUGUGAUUAUUGAAAGUGAAGCAUCAGAGUCUCAGGAUGUCACUGCAGGAAUACAUCCAAGCAGUGUCCAACCCCAACAUCAAUAUCUCGGGGGGAUGCCAUUAACCAGAAACUUGACUGGACCAGCCACAUAAAUAUUAUGACUACAAGAACAAGUCAAAGGCAAGAUAUGCUGUGACAAGUGGCUCACCUUUAUGACAUGCAAAUUAAUGAUUUUCUACUUGUAUUUAUCUCAAAUAGAUCAGCAAAUGAAUUGAUAAAUAUUAGGUGAGUGUCAAGGUCCCACAUAAGAGGCUGAUGCAUAGAGAUAUUGGAGGAAGUGUGUUUGCAUGGAUUGAAAACUGGCUGUCAUACAGAAAACAGAAUUGGAAUAAAUGGGUCCUUUUCAGCUGGGAAGAAUGCAAGUUGUGGGAGUACCCCAGGAAUUGGUUCUUGGCCCUCAAUUGUUUACUAUUUACAUUAAUGAUCUGGAAGAGGGAACAAAAUGUAAGGUUUUCCAGUUUGCCAAUGAUACGAAGAUUAGGUGGGAGGACACAUGAUGAAGUCCUUGUGAUAAUGCAGUGGGAUAGAGAUAGAAUGAGUGGGUGAAAACCUAGCGAAUGAGGUUUAAUGUGGGGAAAUGUGAGGUCGUGCAUUCCAGUAAGAGCAAUCAAAAGGCAGAUCAUCUGAAUGGAGAGAGGCUGUAAAUGAGUGAAGUUCAGAAGGAUCUAGGUGUUCUAGUGCAUGAGUCACAAAAAAUUGGCAGGCAGGUCCAACAAGUAGUUGAGACAAAUGGUAUGUUGGCUUUUAUUGUAAGAGGGUUGGAGUUAUAUGAACAGUGGGUUUUGUUACAGUUGUUCAGGAUGUUGGUGAGGCACACCUGCACUACACACCAUUUUGAUCCCCUUACCUAAGAAAGGAUAGAGUAGCAUUGGAGGAAGCCCAAAGAAGAUUCACCAGGUUAAUUCCAAGGAUGAGAAGGCUGUCCUAUCAAGAGAAGCUAGACAAUUUGGGUUUCUAUUCUUGGAGUUCAGAAGAAUGAGGCAUCUUUAUUCAAACAAGUAAGAUCCUAAAGGGGCUUGACAGGAUAGAUAAUUGAGAUGUUUCCACUAGUGGGACAGCCACAAACAGGGGCUCAUAGCUAGAAAAUAAGGGACAGGUCAUUUAAAACUGAAGUGCAUAGUAGUUAAGGUGGAGAUGGGUAAAUAUUUGAAAGACUGAUGAAUUGCGGGUUAUGGAGAACUGGCACAAGAGAAAUUGAGGCCAGCAUAGAUGAUAUUGGAUGGCAGUGCUUGAGGGGCCCAGUAGCCUACUACUACUCAUUGUGUUCGUGUGAUUGUAAGCUUGCUUUAUUUCCCAUUAGAUUAGCAAUACUGAAAAACAACUACAAUAAAAAUUACUUGCCUCCACAAAUACGAUGAAUUUGAUAAAAAUUAAACAAUUAAAAUGCUACUCUUUAUUGUUUUCUUUUAAAAUAACAAUGUUCCUCCAGCCUAUUAGAAGACAGCUUGCAGAUUCCUACUUUUUAAUAUAAUUAAACAGGUAUCAGAUAAAAGUUUAGACAAAAGUGUAA